Messenger RNA from Pangasianodon hypophthalmus (striped catfish), 2729 nucleotides. Its product is annotated as stimulated by retinoic acid gene 6 protein-like. Gene Ontology annotation, biological process: vitamin A import into cell. The transcript is spliced from 20 exons. The coding region runs from base 181 to 2082 and encodes 633 amino acids. NCBI's taxonomy places the organism in Eukaryota, Metazoa, Chordata, Actinopteri, Siluriformes, Pangasiidae. The record is from RefSeq and is a predicted model, not a curated record. Gene Ontology annotation, molecular function: signaling receptor activity; retinol transmembrane transporter activity. Gene Ontology annotation, cellular component: plasma membrane.
UACAUUAAAUGGGGGCUCACUGAAAUGUAGAGGCGGGAUUCAGUGUUUCCUCAGUCUCUCUCUCUCUCUCUCACACACACACACACACACACACGGAGAAAGAGAGAGCGAGGAAGAAGAAAAAACCAACAGGAAAGCGGUUUAUUAUUUUGUAUCAUCCAGGGAAAAACUGAAAACAAAAUGCGCAUUUCUGGCGGAAACACUACAGAGCAAAGCGCCGGGCAGAGCCAGGAAAUUCCAGCCAACCCCACGGAUGAAACAGAUUUAUGGCUGCAAUGUAACACUUUUUAUGAGCUCUUUAUGCCGCUGAGUCUGCUGGUGUCUGUGUUUAUUAUACUCCUGCUGUCGUUUGUAGAGCGCAGGAAGAAGAUUUGGGACUGUGAGAGGAGAUUCUCGUGUCUGAGCGGCCGAUUCGGCUUCGUGGUACCCCUGGACUUCACAGGCAAGAUGCAGAACCGAUGGUCUUACGGUUUCGCCUUCGGUGCCGUGACCCCCUUCGUGAUCAAUCUGAUGUUCAACAGCAUCAUAAGAGCUAAUGUGCCACCCUAUCUACAAGUUUUGGUGGCUCUGUUAACUGCGUUGGUUCUAAGCAUUGUCUGCAUGCCGUUAUUCGCCUGUCUUUCAACACCACACCGGUUGCUUGGAGGAGUCCUGGGGCUGCUGUAUUCACUCUCCUGGUUCGUUGCACUGAUGUGGAAGUUGAUCUGGUGCAGAGCAAUAGCACCAAAUGAUAAUUUCGUGGGUUAUUUAUUGUGGUCAGUUUGGUUAUUUAAUGUCCCACAGUUACUGUGCUUGGGGUUCCUGGUGUGCCGCUUUGGCUCCAUCAUAGUGAAGGGUGUGCAGAACCGCCUGAGGAAUUACAGCAAGCAGGAGGAAGUGGAGAAGCACGAGUACAAAUACGUACAACGUUUACUGAGAUGGCCUGCUGAAGCGUCCGUGCAGAAGAGCUGGUUCCAGAGGGAAGUGUACGAAUGGGAUCCGUAUUUUAAAUUCCCAAACAGAAUCAUCGCCACCGUCGUGCUGUCCUUUUUCGGAGUGUACAUGAUAGUAACAUCAGAGCAGAUCAUUUCUUGGUGGUUGACCUCAAACAUGUAUGCAAUUUGGAAGAAGUAUUUAAAACAUAUAUUGGAUCAAACAUCCUUUUUCACACACCUGAACUAUGUCACAUACACCUGGUAUAUCUCAGCAGCUUGUGCCACGCUGACGUCUGUCAUUCACAUUAGCCAGGUGUUGGUGUAUUACAGGAAGCACAUGGAAUCAUUGCGAGCUGGAGAAAAAAAAUACUUGCCAAAGACGUACAAACUGGACCCUGUGUAUGGAGUGGUGGGGCUUUUGAAGUAUCCUGGCUAUCAGAUCGCUUUCUCCGUGUGGGGUUAUCUGAUCAUGCACAUAGCGAUGUUCGUGGUUGGCCUGGUGUUUGUAUACCUGGUCGUAUCACCGAUCCGGGAACACGGAUUUCUCCACUGGCUGAAGUGGGUGGGCAUGAGUCUGCCGAAUUUCUUCAUCUUAUUGGCUGUGAUGGGGCUGCAGCGCAUGCUGAGCCAUCUAUUUUUCCUGCAAGACAAAACCUCACCUACGGAUGAAGACAAGCCGUUAGCACUCAACAACAGGGAAACCAAGCUGAGCAGGAAGGCCUUCCACAACUUUAACUACUACCUCUUCUUCUGUAACGUGAUCUUGGGCGUGAUGAGCUGCUUUUUGCGGUUAAUUAAAAGUGCCGCUGUGGGUCUGAUGUUGCUAUCGCGCAUCGAGCGGACCAUAAUGCCAGAGGGCUUCGAGAAGCAGGACACGAGUUACUGUAUGUGGGUGGGAAUGAUAAUGGCAGAUCAUUAUCACACUAAUCCAGUUCUGGUGUGUUUCUGCCACCUGCUGCUCAAACACACUUCAGAGAGUGUCCAAGACGGCGAAUAUUCGCGCUUAAACUCAGAGCCUAUAUCAAAGGACCGAGUUCGCACUCGCUGGCUUCUCGUGUACACCCUACUGAGGAACCCUAAACUCAUCCUGCUGAGGAAGAAACGCAAGCAAAAAAACGACAAAGAGGGUGAACUCGCCUUUGCCUGGGCCAUCUCAAAUAAAGCAUAAAAAAAAGAACACGGGUCUGAUUUUUUAGCUUUAAUUUUUUACAGGCAAAAACUGUAUGCUGCCAAAAGUAUUAAACAAAAUUACAAGAUCUACCAUCAAACUAUUAUGUUCAUAUAACAUGAGAUAUUUGAGUUAUUAACAUGUUAGUACCAAGUAGAAGUUUUAGGUAUAUUUUUUAAGAAUGAUUUUUUAUUUAUUUAUUUUUUUUUUUAUUUCAGUUUUUGUGUGUUAGCAUUUUUUUUUAUUCUCAGACUAAGGUUUCUGGGUAUUGAGAUCAAUCAAAACAUUCACACGAUGCAACAAACAAAUCAUUUUGGUUCAAAUGACAGAUCUUUAACUCGUUUUUGUCUGAAAUAUGGAGUCAAAUUUUCUUCAUGGUGUUACUGUACCCCACAAAAACUGGCUGCAGCUAUGCUCUCCAGUGAUGAAUAUAUUGUUCUUUCUGCUCAAUAAAUUUAUUUUUUUAUGUGUUUUCAUGCAUGAUAAAACUUUAUAGAUGCGACUUUCUGGAGCUAGCUAUCAUGACACUCCUGUGUUAACUUAAGCAAGCUAGCACCAGAAAGAUAAAUAUAUUCAAAAUUUUUAAUGUUUUUAUUCAUGAAUUUAUUACUGUACAAAUAAAAGUUUCUGUAUCUAUCCAUCACAAA